UGAAGGCAGUACCCUUUUCUGAACGUAGGAAUAUUUGUUUCAAUAUUCUUUUCCUGCCCCAUAACGUUCUGUCAGAGCAAUGAUGAGCACUACAUAUGCUCAAGAUACUUCUCUGACGAUAGCAUCAAGUUCAUUACACUUCAUUACCUACCUUCUGGCAUCAGUGUCACCAUGUUACCAAGUAAUUCCAGGGAAUGAAGAACUUCAGUACUGUGAAGAUAUUAGAGAACUUGUCACUUGUGUUCACUGAAUAUGAUAAGCUCAAGGCCUGAUUUCUCUUUUUUACUUGUUUCCUCGGAAUACUUUCAAGAAUAUCAGCUAUUUACGUACACAUCAAACCUCAUUAACAGUAACGGAUAAAAUAUUUUGGAGAAUCUUAAUCAGAUGUCUAUAUUUUAGGGUCCCUAACAUCUUGAUUGUAUAUUACUCCUUCUGUCCCUAGAAGAUUUACCAACUUUCAGAUGAUGUUCACUUACCUAAACUAGGAACCUUUUCCACCUUUAUUCAGUAUAUUUGAAUAUUAUACUACUUCAAAACAGAUAAAUUGACCACUUUUAUCCAUAUAAAAUCUUAAAGUUGAGGUAAUCUAUUGUAGAUUUACUUUUGAGCCCAAUUUUCUUUUAGAAUACAUUAUAGCUAUUUAUUUUUUAAUCAAGUAAAGUAUAAUUUUUUUAAUAAAAGGAAAGCUCCUGUAUAUACUUGAAUACAUUAUAGCUUAUAAAAAAAUACGUUAUAAGUCAAUUUCAGUGUUAAUCUCUAUGCCGGUUAAAAUAGACAAUCAAUUGGGGUAGUUUCAGUAAUUGAUUAAUGUGUUGCUGUUUCUUAUCACAUGUUCCUUGAUGGAGAACCUUUGAAAUCACGUUUAACUGAAAGUUUUCUCUUGUUAUUUUUAUACUUCCCAGUUUAGGUAAGUUUUCCUGUGACAGAAUGAAAUGCUGGUUUCAGUGCUUGUUAGGAUUUGGAUAAUACCAAUGCGAUGUUGUUAAUUGGAUUUAUUUAUGUUCUUACUGAUUGUUUACAUUUUUCUCAAUUGUAGAAUCCAGUAUAUUGUAAUGAUGACAGUUACUAAGUUCCUGAGAGUUCUUUUCUAUGUCCUACGUAAAAUUUGUCAACUAUCAAAAAGAAAAAAAAAGGAAAAAUAAUAUUACUCCAUAAUCAGUUCAAGUUCAUCUGAAAUCAAAUAGUUUUCUCAAGUGAUUUUAAUUUCUUCCAGGUGAUGAGGCAAUCAGAGUUGUGGUCAAAGUACAGGUUCAGUUGCUGCUGUAAACGAUGUAAAGCAAUGGCUACAUCUUAUAUAGAUCACUGUCUGCAGGAAAUCUUAAUUUUAAAUCUCGACUGUUCAAAUAUGGCUUCUGGUGACCAUUUUUAUAGGGAUCGUUUAAUGGAGAAGCUUGCGGAUUGCUUGGAUGAUGCUAUAAGUGACUUUCUGUCAUUUAGUAACCCCAAGUGUUGCUGUGAGAAGCUCGAGAUCCUGCUUACUCAAGAUCACGUCGACGUAGUUCUGACACCAAAUGGAGAAAAUUUACAUCGACUCUUCAGAUUGCAUCCUCUUCACCAUGUCUCUUUGCAGGCCUACAUGACACUGGCUUCUGCAUAUAAAGUCUAUGAAAGUGACCUGCUGGCCCUAGAUCCUGAAUGCGAUAAACAUCAAAACGAUGCUUUUCGUAUGAGCAGAAAGAGCGCAGCAUAUUCCUUGUUGCUCGCAGGUGCAACCCACCAUCUAUUUGAAUCUGAAUCUUCUCUCGUGGUGCCUUUGUCAAAUUUUUGGACGACUGCUGGUGAGACCUUACUAAGUCUUGUCAAAAGCUCUAUAUGGAACUCAUUUCCAAAGGGGAGGCACAUUGAAGAAAUUUCAUUUUGGUCAUGUCAAAUUUGUGGCAAAUGCACACUGCUUGAUAGGAUUAGGGUUACUUUUACAAAUAUUCAUGACCGAAAUGCAGAAUUUGCUGAGGUAACUAGCCAAUUUCUGAACUGUGUUACCAAUAUAACACCAAAAAUCUGGGGUUUUAUCAUUGCGGAAGGUGGUGGUUACUUGAAAGAAGUUGUCGAUCCCAUUAAUUUAAGAUGGCUCGAGAGUAGGACGCCAUCUGUUACUCAUUUUGCAACUCAUGCUACAAGUGGUAAUGCAAAGGAAACAGAUUCCGGAUUUGCAGCAGUACAAUGUCACAGAGAGAUGAAGGUAAAUCUAUUCCAGCUUAGUAUUCACUGCUUACUCUAUGGAGCAUUUUUGUCGACUAUAUGUUUUGGUCCUCGUUCGCCACUGAUGUCUAAAGUCGAAAAUCUUCUAAGUGACGAGGGUAUUCUGAAUAGUUAAGCCAUUGGUUAUUGUUUGUAGUAGUCUUUAAGUUGUUGAGCUGCAUGAUAAUACACUGAAAUCUAAAGCUAUUUUCUGGCCAGUCCAUACUAACUUUAGCUUUGCUUGGUACUUUUUCCACAUUUUGAGUGUACAUACAAUGAUCCAACUCAGUUUUGGCCGUUGAUUUAAGAUCCUAGGAGUUUAUUGUCUU
Molecule: messenger RNA, 2507 nt
Organism: Nicotiana tabacum (common tobacco)
Lineage: Eukaryota; Viridiplantae; Streptophyta; Magnoliopsida; Solanales; Solanaceae
Source: RefSeq, a predicted model, not a curated record